AUGAAAAGGACGAUUCGCAAGGUCAAGAAACCAGACAAUUCUUCCAAGCUGGUUUGUCUUUCGACGACGAAUUCCAAUGGAUUGGCUUCGAGCGUUUCGUCAUCGAGAUGUGCCUAUGUCGCCGGGUGCGUCCUGGUGGUUUACGAUGUGGAUUACCGGCACCCACUCGCACCUCGUGGUUUUUCAACAAAUGCCGAGACCGUUGAGCUGCGUCGCCGUCUCCAAAGAUGGGCGUUUCAUAGCAGCUGGAGAGGUAGAAAAUCAAUUUCUUCUGAUAAACCAUUUUCAGGAACUCAACUUGCAGUGUUAGUGUGGGACGUUGAGACACUAGCCUUGGUGUAUGAGCUUAAAGGUCAUCUGUUUGGAGUUGGAUGCAUUGCAUUCUCACCUGAUGGAAGACAUUUGGUGUCUGUUGGAGGAUACAUCCAUCUGUGGGAGUGGCGGAUUGGUAUGCUGGUUACAAAGCUUAAAGCAAGUGCAUCUUGUUCUGCUAUUUCAUCAGUUAGCUUCUCAUCAGAUGCAAAAUUCGUUAUAACUGCUGGGAAGAAACACUUAAUGUUCUGGACUGUUAGAUCAUCCCCAAAGACUCGUUUAAGUAAAGGGAAUGUAUCAAUGACAAUGCAUGGAAAGGCUGUCAAUCUUGGUCUUCAGAAGGGAAGGUCAUUUAUAUCUGUUGAGGCUAAUUUCCCAUCAAUGUGUUUUGUGCCUUAUACAUUCUGGUUUGUCAGUAAGGAAGUCUGUGGAUUUAAAGGUUCGUUUUAUGUUCCCCAUAUGGUUCUUGGUGGAUUUCAAAAGAUCCAAUUAGUAUUUAAGGAAACUGGAAUAUUUUUGGAGGCCUGUAUAGCUGCCCGGACAGUUGAUAAAGGCUUUGCAGUAUCUGUAUCCGACAAGCUAAUUGCUUGUGCUUGUAGUAGUGGAAUAGUGCGACUCUUCACCAUUGAGACCCUUAAAUAUGCUGGAAGUCUGUCAUAUUCAAAGGAUAAAAAAGGUGGUGGGAUUGGGAAUAAUGACAUUUUUUGCCCUAAUAAAGAUGUGGAAACAGAUUUUCAACUUUUACCUAAUCUCCCUGAUGCAGUUGCGUUGGUUAUUUAUGGAGAUCAUAGCCUCUAUAUAUGGAAUAUUCAUGAUGUGAACCAGGCUACAAGGUGUUAUGUGUUACUUUCACACUCUGCAUGCAUAUGGGAUGUCAAAAAUCUUUGCUGUGAUAACUUGCAUGAUCAGUCUCUUGCAUGUGUUGCUAGAGGUUGUUCUGGUGGAGUUUCUUUUGCAACGUGCUCAACAGAUGGUUCUAUUAGGUUGUGGGAUCUUUCUUUCCAGCCUAAUCCAUCAGAAGAUCUUGCAGACCACCAUCCUUUGAAUACUGAAUCAAUGAGCACCACAAGAUUAGUGAGCACAGGGACAUUUGAACGUGAUGCUAUGGAGUUAGGUUUUAGCGCUCAAGGGUUUAGGUCAAUGGCAGUUAGUCCAGAUGGAAAGUAUCUCGCUGCUGGCGAUAGCAAGGGAAGCCUUCAUAUAUAUGACCUUCAUACUUUUGAUUAUACAUGUUUCCAGGACGCUCAUGAUUCAGAGAUCCUAUCUCUGAGCUUUAGUUUGUCGAGCAAGAAGCAUGUUGAUUCCAAAGAGGUGACUACUGGACAUUAUUUCCUUGCUUCUGGAGGGCGUGAUCAACUUAUUCAUCUUUAUGAUGUCAGAAGGAAUUUUGAUCUCAUUGAGAGUAUUGAUGACCAUUCCGCUGCAGUUACUUCUGUAAAACUUGCUUGCAAUGGCCAUAAGAUUCUAAGUUCCGCCGCUGAUAGGUCUUUAGUGUUCCGAGACAUUUCUGUCACAGAUAAUGGUUUCCAAAUUUCGCAUCGGCUUCAUCAAAUGGCAUCUCAUGGAACUGUUUAUGACAUGGUUGUAGAUCCAAAAUCAGAGAUUGCAGUAACAGUAGGACAGGACAAGAAGAUAAACACGUUUGACAUUGCUUCUGGGAGGUUAAUUAGAUCAUUCAAGCAAAAUAAAUAUUCUGGGGACCCUAUAAAGGUUACAAUGGACCCAAGCUGUAGUUACCUGGUCUGCUCCGAUUCUAACAAGUCUCUAUACAUUUAUGACUUUAUUACUGGAGAGAUGGUUACACAAGUCAUGGGGCAUGGUGAAGUUAUAACUGGUGUCAUUUUCUUACCCGAUUGCAAGCAUAUAAUUUCAAUUUUCAGGAUCCUAACAAUGGUAUCAGAGCAUCUACGAUCCAUGGAGCCUUUUGAGUUAAGAGAGAAACUUAGGGCUGUUCUAAGAGCUAAUCUCAAGGUUUCGGGAGGGAGUAUGGGGGGGCUCCGGGACUAG
This is a messenger RNA of Morus notabilis, 2319 nucleotides long. RefSeq names its product mitogen-activated protein kinase-binding protein 1. Gene Ontology annotation, biological process: regulation of mitotic cell cycle; mitotic spindle organization. Bases 1 to 2319 code for a protein of 772 amino acids. NCBI's taxonomy places the organism in Eukaryota, Viridiplantae, Streptophyta, Magnoliopsida, Rosales, Moraceae. The record is from RefSeq and is a predicted model, not a curated record. The transcript has 16 exons. Gene Ontology annotation, molecular function: protein binding. Gene Ontology annotation, cellular component: mitotic spindle.